This is a messenger RNA of Medioppia subpectinata, 231 nucleotides long. Lineage: Eukaryota; Metazoa; Arthropoda; Arachnida; Sarcoptiformes; Oppiidae. The record is from the annotation of a GenBank genome assembly.
AUGUACUUUGUUUUGUGUGAAGCGAUUGAAUGCGAAAAUAAUGAUUAUUUUUCAAUCAAUCAAACAAUUGAUUGCAAUUCAUGUAAAAUCAGUGAUAAAAUGCUAAACAAUUGUCAUAUCAUUACUAAAUCUGAUGAUUAUUUACACUGUUUUUGGCCUAAAUGUCAAUUCAAAACAACAACAAAACAACGCUUAACAUUACAUCAAUCAAUUCAUUCAGAAAUAAGAUAA